Messenger RNA from Closterium sp. Yama58-4, 3492 nucleotides. Lineage: Eukaryota; Viridiplantae; Streptophyta; Zygnematophyceae; Desmidiales; Closteriaceae. The record is from the annotation of a GenBank genome assembly.
AUGGGCACGAGCACGGACCAAGGCGGCGGCUUGACGGCCAUUGCUAACCUCGACGCCGGUGCCAGCAGCGGCGACAGCGACGGGAGCGUCGGUGGCACGGAACCGCGUUUCCCGUCCCCGCAGGCGCAAGCUGGCAGCAUCAUCCCUGUCGUCGCCGAGGCGCCUCUCCCCGACGCGUCUUCAUCCGAUGAAGGCCGUAGCGGCUGCGUGCGCUCGCCGCAAGCUCCGCUUGUACCCCCUCACUCCGCCGAACCUGAGGCGGCGACUGCCAGUCCGCCGGAUGCUGCUGCUACGUCUCGGCGAGGCGGAGCCCGAGCCGGAAUGGCGCCCACGACAGCAUCCGUCGCGUCGUCGAGCAACGCACGCGUGGGCACGGCGGCGACGACAGUCGCGGCCACGGAGAUCUCCGCAAUCCCCACUGCUCGCGGUGCCCGAGGACUUAAUUCCAGAGCACCCGACGAGCAGCCGUUACCUGCUGGAGCCAUGGAGCUGCUCUCGUUAGUGCGCCGCGGAAAUGCCGCGCCGCUCUCUCCGCGCCCGCCUCCCGGCAGCCCCUCCGGUUUCCGCCGCGCUCGCCACUUUCGAUCCGCGUCGGUUGGCGGAUCAAUUAUUCCCCGCACUGCGGACAUCGACGACGCGGACGGCGCGGAUUGCCCGCUCCCGUCGUUUUCCCCGCAACCUUCGCGGCGCAAGGCAGCGCCUCCUCUCUCGGCGUCCGCGGGCAGCGCAACCCGCUUCUGGAGCCCGCGGGGGGCAACUCCUGGCAAUGCGCCCGCCGCGAGUGCUUCCCCGUCUCGCGUCCCCUCCGCCUCCCCACUUUCCGCCGUCGCGGGUCGGUCUGCCGGCAAGGCGCAUGGCGGUGGUGCGGGGGGGAGCGAGUCCCGCGCGCAGGAAGAGGGCGAGGCACGCGAGCAGCACGGGCACUCAAGGCAGCGGCCGCCAAAGCAAGGCGUAGCAGCAGCAGAGAGAGCAGCAGAGAGAGCAGCAGAGAGAGCAGCAGAGAGAACAGGAGGAGAGGCAGGAGGAGAGGCAGGAGCAGGAGCAGCAGGAGGAGCGAUAGCAGCGGCAGAAGCGGGAGGAGGAGCAGCAGCAGCAGCAGCAGCAGCAGCAGCAGCAGGAGGAGGAGCAGCAAGAGCAGUGACAGGAGCAGCAGGAGCAGCAGCAGCAUCAGGAGGAUCAGCAGGAGCAGCAGGAGUAGCAAGAGCAGCAGCAGGAGCAGCAGCAGCAGGAGCAGCAGCAGCAGGAGCAGCAGCAGGAGCAGCAGCAGGAGCAGCAGGAGCAGCAGCAGCAGCAGCAGGAGCAGCAGCAGGAGCAGCAGGAGCAGGAGCAGGGUUGGCAGGAGCAAGGGGAGCAGGCAGGUGGCGCCAUGGUCCUCGGUGGCGUGCAGCGUCACUGGAUGAGACGGGCACGGCGAGGCCGGCACACGCCUGGACACCCACCACACCCACCACACCCGCCACACCCGCCGUACCCACCGCCGCAGCCGCCACAGCCGCUACAGCCGCCGCACCCACCACAGCCGCCGCAGCCGCCGCCGCAACCGCAACAGCCGGAGAAGUGGCCAGGAGCCGGAUGAGGGGGGGCAGCGGCAGUAGCAGCGGCAUGGGAGAGGGAGGUGAGGGUGUGAGAAGACGUGCGGAGGAAUGUGCUGAGCAACUUCCUGGCACAAUGGCACAGGGACUCCGUUCAAGUGCAGGUUCCUCGGGUAAACUGCUGGGCAUUCAUGGUGGUAACCAGACAAUUUGUGGUAACCGGUUUCAGGGUAGUAGUGGUGGUAACCACACUGGCCUUGGUAAUAACCAGGCGUUUGCUGGUAACCAGUACACUACGCACAUCCGCAGUCGCAGCGUUGACGAUGUUGGGGGACGGCCUGCGCGGCGCAAGGCACUGCUCUCGGCGUCCGCGGGCAGCGCAACCCGCUUCUGGAGCCCGCGGGGGGCAACUCCUGGCAAUGCGCCCGCCGCGAGUGCUUCCCCGUCUCGCGUCCCCUCCGCCUCCCCACUUUCCGCCGUCGCGGGUCGGUCUGCCGGCAAGGCGCAUGGCGGUGGUGCGGGGGGGAGCGAGUCCCGCGCGCAGGAAGAGGGCGAGGCACGCGAGGAGUGCACCGUGGCGCGUGUGCUGCAUGGCUUCCAUGCGCGCGCCAGGACGCCCAACACCACCACUGCAGCGCCGCGCCACCAACCGCAGCAGCAGCAGCAGCAGCAGCAGCAGCAGCAGCAGCAGCAGCAGCAGCAGCAGCAGCAGCAGCAGCAGCAGCGGUAUGAGGCAGGCCAGUCACAGCGCAAGCACCGGGAACGACUUGCUGCCAGCAGCAACCUACCCACGCUGCACCCGUCGUGCGCCUCCUCUUCUGUGCCCCCGGCGCUGGUACGGCGCACAGCCCAGCGCAUUCCGCGGAUCGCUUCCGCGCCCGGCAGCCUCGUACUCAUGGCGCUGGGCGCAGCGGAGGGCGCAAGCGCGAGUGGCGGAGGGAAAGGUGCAGCGGUCGCGCCAACCGUCCCUCUUGGCGCCACCCCGAAUGCCUCGCCCCAGCACAGGAAGAUGGCCGCUUCGCCUUCCGCCGGGGCCCCCGCCUUGCUGCACCCCUCCCGCCGCGCGUCCCUGCCCCAUUCCCUCACCUCCCCCGGGAGUUCCCCCCAACAGCCCGCAAGCUUCCCCAUCCCCCGCAGCUCGUCCGCGGGCGCGCCUCCCGCGCCUGUCGCGCUUCUCGCUCCGCUGCCGCGCGCCACCCUUUCCGUGCACGCAUCAUCUCUCGCGCAGCAGCACGGGCACUCAAGGCAGCGGCCGCCAAAGCAAGGCGUAGCAGCAGCAGAGAGAGCAGCAGAGAGAGCAGCAGAGAGAGCAGCAGAGAGAACAGGAGGAGAGGCAGGAGGAGAGGCAGGAGCAGGAGCAGCAGGAGGAGCGAUAGCAGCGGCAGAAGCGGGAGGAGGAGCAGCAGCAGCAGCAGCAGCAGCAGCAGCAGGAGGAGGAGCAGCAAGAGCAGUGACAGGAGCAGCAGGAGCAGCAGCAGCAUCAGGAGGAUCAGCAGGAGCAGCAGGAGUAGCAAGAGCAGCAGCAGGAGCAGCAGCAGCAGGAGCAGCAGCAGCAGGAGCAGCAGCAGGAGCAGCAGCAGGAGCAGCAGGAGCAGCAGCAGCAGCAGCAGGAGCAGCAGCAGGAGCAGCAGGAGCAGGAGCAGGGUUGGCAGGAGCAAGGGGAGCAGGCAGGUGGCGCCAUGGUCCUCGGUGGCAUGCAGCGUCACUGGAUGAGACGGGCACGGCGAGGCCGGCACACGCCUGGACACCCACCACACCCACCAAACCCGCCACACCCGCCGUACCCACCGCCGCAGCCGCCACAGCCGCUACAGCCGCCGCACCCACCACAGCCGCCGCAGCCGCCGCCGCAACCGCAACAGCCGGAGAAGUGGCCAGGAGCCGGAUGAGGGGGGGCAGCGGCAGUAGCAGCGGCAUGGGAGAGGGAGGACCUCCGUUCAAGCGCAGCUUCCUCGGGUAG